Molecule: messenger RNA, 2382 nt
Organism: Hypomesus transpacificus
Lineage: Eukaryota; Metazoa; Chordata; Actinopteri; Osmeriformes; Osmeridae
Gene: rtkn2
Product: rhotekin 2
Exons: 12
Coding region: 85-2097 (670 amino acids)
Biological process (GO): hemopoiesis; signal transduction; positive regulation of cell population proliferation
Source: RefSeq, a predicted model, not a curated record
CUAGUGAAGAGCUGCUGUGGUUGGCCACAGUUAUCCGUGUUUUGAGUGCAGCGGGCAGGGGUUUGUCCAACCUUCCAUACACAAAUGGCGAAUACGGAUGAUCCGCGGGAGGUUCAAAAUUUCAGAAGAAACACUAGUUCCAGAUCAUCUGUUUCAGCAUGCUCCUCUCUCGCUAUGGAGAUCAAAAGAAAGAAAAUAAGAGAAAGUACUGUGUUUUUGCAGUCCGAGGACACCAACAUCCAGGAGAAGAUCGAUUUUGAGAUCCGCAUGCGAGAGGGUGCCUACAAACUGCUGGUGGCCAGCAGUAAAAGAGAGCAGGUACUCAACGCUUCCAAGAACCUCCUGACCUGCAACUCACGCAUCAAGGCCUACCUCACAGAGCUGCAGAAGAAGAACGAGGAACAGGAUAUGAUGAAGGCCUCCCAGAGAAGAUCGUUUCCAGUUUCUAAUGAACGCGUGGCUUGUCCAGGGAAAGUGGCAAUAUCCGGCCUGCGAAUUCCGUUAAUGUGGAAGGAUUCUGACCAUUUCAAUAACAAAGGCAGUUCACGGAGAGUGGCAGUCUUCUGCCUGGUGAGAAUUGGAUCACAUGUGUUUGACACAGAGAUGGUGGUUGUGGACCGAUCGUUGACCGACAUUUGCUUUGAAGGUGUAACAAUAUUCAGUGAGGCAUCGCCCCAGUUUGACCUGAAGGUGGAGCUGUACAGCAGUGCCAUCGAGGACGAGACCACUAUGGUCAACACCCCCAAGAAGCUGGCAAAGAAGCUGCGAAACUCCUUCGGCCGAACCUCCGGCAGGAAACUCUGCCCCCUGCUGGAAGCGGGAGACCCUGACGCCUUCCUCCAGUCCAAUCCUAUCCCACCAGGGGCCAGGUACAGCCUGUUGGCUUACACUUCUCUGAGCCUGGACGAGGCUGAGGGCAGCUUCCAGUCCCACUCUCUCAUCAUCCUCCAGGACGCUGAGUCAUCCUCCUGGCUGCCGCUCUAUGGUAACCUGUGUUGCUGCCUUGUGGCCCAGCCCCUCUGCAUGACCCAGCACAUGAUGACAGGCUACCUCAGUCAGGAGCAAAGGGUGGAGGGUAUGUUCCGCUGCUGUAGUCUGUACUGUGCCCUCAGCGCUGGCUCUCUGUCCUGCUACUACACCCCCGAGGAAAUCACUGCCAAGGUGGAGCCCUCGCUACGCAUCCCCAUCCACAAGGACACCAGGAUCACAGUGGUGGAUAAAGAUCCAGGGUCAGGAAGGCGGUCCAACAGUCUGACCAUCAUCAACCCUGUUCCGGGAGGCUCUCAGGCCCACGUCUUCAGCGCUGACACCAGGCAGGAGCUGGAGGACUGGCUGGAGGCCUUUUGGCAGCACUUCUAUGACCAGAGUAAGUGGCUGCACUGCUGUAACCAGCUGAUGAAGAUUGAGGUCCUGUCGCCACGGAAACCCCCUCUGUUCCUCACCAAACAGGCUGACUCCGUCUACAAUGACCUGAGUAUCAACUCUCCUGGAAAGUUAGAGAGCAUCACAGACAUCAUCCACAGCAAAAUUGAGGAAACAGGAGGUCACUUCCUUAUUGGCCACGAGGAGGAGAGGGAACCGCCUAACUGGUCUACUCUGUUUGAUGGGACGCGCCCUAUGGUUGUGCAGAAGACUGUCCUGAAGCCAAUCAAAGACAGCCCCUGUCCUAGCCCCGCCUCCAGCUCCUCCUCCUCCAAUGCCAACAAGAAAAGACGGGCCCCGCCCCCACCCUCGGACCAGCAGCCUUACACCCCAGAAGCCACGCCCACCAGGCCAGCUAAACCCCCUCUUCCUCCUCCUCCUCUUCUUCACCAGGAGAAGGAGAACAGGGGCACUCAGGCAAGACUGAGAACCAAGACUGGGCGGCCUUCUCUGGACACUAAGUUCUCCGCCAUCAUCCAGCAGCUCCAGAGGAACCAGAUCCCAGCCCGGAAGAACGCCCCCUUGGGCCAGGUGGAGCUCUCUGGGCCCCAGCUCCUGCUGGGGGGGUACCAGGCUCCAGAGCAGGACGACCCCCCCAGACUGGCGCCGGUACCAGCUCCACGGAGCAAGAUGCGGAAGUCUUUCAGGGAGAAGAUUAACCCUAAAGCCUGGUGAUUCGUGAUUUAUAUGUUUUAAAGGGAGUCUUUCGGAGAUUAUUAUGGAAAUAUUUUAAAGACAGACUGGUCCCAGGUAGUGACUGUAAGCAAUUAAGAAUGAUCAAAUUCAGAAUGGCAGAAGUCCUGUGAUGUAGUAUUUUCUAUAAUUUAUGCUUCCGUCAACACUAUGACUAGACUGAAACCACUAACAGUUUUUUCUUAACCAGAGCAUGUCGCUGUAAUGCUGUGUUCUGUUGAGCACUGUGAUCAAAGUGCAACUGAAGGGAAUAUUUGAGAAGGGGUG